AUGGUUAAAGAACGAAUGAACAAACGACCUUUUUACAUUAAUUAUGAUAACCUAAUUGCCAUAACUAUGUUACAUCAAAAAAAACUUCGAAAACUUAAAAGUUCGUUCAUGAGGUAUAGAAUUGCGGUUCACCAUUAUCUUAAAGAAAAUAAUUUCACUUAUUCAUGCUCUACCGUCUCUAAGUUGGUAAGCAAAUUGUGGAAACAUGAAUCAGAAAAUGUUAAAACUAUAUAUAAACGACUGGGAAACGAAGCUAAAAAAAAGAAAACUGAAACACUGAGACCUAUUAAUAGUGACUUAGACUUCAAAGAGACACAUAUCUCUCUUAGUGAGUACGCUGCAGAUUUUAAGAUCAUUAAGCAACAGAAGCUCACACCUUCCUAUAUGGAUACUUAUCCCUUGACCAAUGUUAUUUUUAGUGAAGGUUUACGAAAACCAUAUAACAAUUUAUUAUUUGAUCAUUAUAACCGUAUUCAAAAGUUAGAAAGGGAGCUUUUCGAAGCACUUGAAAUAGACUUUUCGUUUUUCGAAAAAAUGGGUAAGGCUAAACACGAAGCGGGAGUCAUAAAUUAUCAAACUUAUCAUAAGAAUUCCUCGAGACCACACUUCCCACUUAAUAAAGAAGAUUUAAAAAACUAUAUAGAACAUAUAGUUAACAAAAGAUUAAGUCGUUGUACUUUUAAACAAUAUAUACGCCACAUCAAAAAACAUCAUAUCAAUAUCGAUGAAAAGGGUUCGUGGAAUUCUAAAGAAUUUGAUCCUGUAAUCCAAAACGCUUCUUUUAACGAUGUUCAGGGUAUUAAUUCCUCCGUGCAGCCACUGGGUGGCCAGCCUUAUAUCAAUGAUAUUCCCUCUAUACAACCUGUGCAGCCACUGAGUGGCCAGCCUUCUAUCAAUGAUAUUCCCUUUAUGCAACCCGUACAGCCACUGAGCGGCCAGCCUUCUAUCAAUGAUAUUCUUUCUAUGCAACCCGUACAGCCACUGAGUGGCCAGCCUUCUAUCAAUGAUAUUCUUUCUAUGCAACCCGUACAGCCACUGAGUGGCCAACCUUCUAUCAAUGAUAUUCUGGGUACCUUUCAAUCUGGUCAAGAUUGCGAUGACUACAUGCAGCAGUUUAAUGAUGAACAUAUUACUUUAGAAAACUUGCUGCUCAUUGAUCCAUCCCAAAUUCCGGGUCAAGUUUCUUUACAAGACUCAUCAGCAUCGGGCACGGUUUUUACUGAUCAUACUGAUCUUUCUCAAUUUGGUCAAGGUCUUGAUGACCAUGACAAUGUACUUUUAACACAACGAAUACAAUCCCAAAUUGAACAUAAAAAUAAUCGUAUUCAGGAAUUGAAGAACCGUUUUGACCAAGAAGCCCAGCGGAUAAACAAUCAGUUCAAUCAGAAUAUCCAACAAUUGCGUAAUCAGAGAAAACAUUCCAACGAAGAGUUUCUAAAAUUGAACAACCAGAAAGUUCAACAAAUGAAAGAUCAGUUUGAUCAGAAAAUCCGACAAUUGAACAAUCAGUUUAAUCAGGAUACCCAACAAUUGAUCAAUCAUUUCAACCAAGAGUUACAAUUGAUCAACCAAAAUGAACAAUCUAUAAACUAG
Molecule: messenger RNA, 1593 nt
Organism: Racocetra fulgida
Lineage: Eukaryota; Fungi; Glomeromycota; Glomeromycetes; Diversisporales; Gigasporaceae
Source: the annotation of a GenBank genome assembly